This is a messenger RNA of Abrus precatorius (Indian licorice), 2280 nucleotides long. Its product is annotated as DNA-(apurinic or apyrimidinic site) lyase 2. Gene Ontology annotation, molecular function: DNA-(apurinic or apyrimidinic site) endonuclease activity; double-stranded DNA 3'-5' DNA exonuclease activity; phosphoric diester hydrolase activity. Gene Ontology annotation, biological process: base-excision repair. The coding region runs from base 26 to 1891 and encodes 621 amino acids. NCBI's taxonomy places the organism in Eukaryota, Viridiplantae, Streptophyta, Magnoliopsida, Fabales, Fabaceae. The transcript has 10 exons. The record is from RefSeq and is a predicted model, not a curated record. Gene Ontology annotation, cellular component: nucleus.
ACCAAUGGAAUGUGUGUGACAGUGUAUGAGAGAGAGAAUGAAGAUAGUGAGUUACAACGUGAACGGCAUGAGACCGCGCAUAGCGCAGUUUGGGUCUCUCCGGAAUCUGCUGAACUCAUUCGACGCAGACAUCAUUUGCUUUCAGGAGACUAAACUAAGGAGGCAGGAAGUCACAGCCGAUUUGGUGAUGGCCGAUGGAUACGAAUCAUUCUUUUCCUGCACCCGCACCUCCGAGAAGGGCCGAACCGGUUAUUCCGGUGUUAUUACAUUUUGUCGUGUAAAGUCUGCAUUUUCAAGUAAUGAAGUGGCCUUGCCCCUGGCGGCAGAGGAAGGCUUCACUGGUCUUAUGGGAAACUCUCAAACUAGCAAAGACGAAUUGUCAUUCUUGGUGGAAGAUCUUGAGGAAUUUUCAAAAGAUGAGCUUUUAAGUGUUGAUUGUGAGGGACGAUGCAUUAUCACAGAUCACAGUCACUUUGUUCUUUUCAAUGUGUAUGGGCCUCGAGCUGGAAGUGAUGACAUGGAAAGGAUUCAGUUUAAGCAAAAAUUUUACAGGAUAUUACAGAAAAGAUUGGAGUCUCUCCUGCAUCAGGGAAGGAAAAUAUUUGUUGUUGGUGAUCUCAAUAUUGCACCAUUUGCAAUUGAUCGAUGUGAUGCAGGACCUGAUUUUGAUAAUAACGAGUUUAGAAGAUGGUUCAAAUCAAUGUUAAUUGAAAAUGGAGGCCAAUUUUCUGAUGUGUUCAGAGCAAAACAUCCUGAUAGAAGAGAAGCAUACACCUGUUGGCCACAAAAUACAGGUGCUGAAGUAUUUAACUUUGGGAGUAGGAUUGACCAUAUUCUGUGUGCUGGUUCAUGCUUACAUGAAUCAGAUGACCUGCAAUGCCAUAGUUUUAUAAGAUGCCAUGUUAAGGAAUGUGACAUUAUGACACAGUACAAACGGUGUAAAUCAGAAAGCAUACUGAGUGCCCAUAGAUGGAAGGAGGGAGGACGUAGCAUUAAACUGGAAGGAUCCGAUCAUGCUCCAGUUUAUAUGACUUUACAUGAAAUUCCUGAGGUCCCUCAGCAUAGUACUCCUUCCUUGUCUGCUAGAUAUGUUCCCAUGGUUCAUGGCAUACAGCAAACUCUAGUGUCAGUGUUGAUGAAAAGGCAAGCUUCUGAACGAAUGAAGUCAUGCAAAAUAAUACAUGAAGGCAUUGCAAUUGGUAGUACUUGUGGGAGUGAAACAGCAGUUAACAAAGCUGGUUCUGCCACAAGACUAAAUGAGUGUCAUUUUCCUCCAAGCCAGGAUUAUGAAGGUGGCAUUUUGGAGGCAAAUGAACUUUCUGGAGGUUCAUCUCAGGAGGCUGUUUCUAAAUCAGGAAGUGAAUAUGAAAAAUCAAUAACUAGGAAAUGUAAUAAAUCCAAGAAAAAAGCAAGAAAUAGUCACUCAUCCCAACUCUCACUUUGGUCAUUUUUUCAGAAAAGUACACAUCUUGACAAUGGUGUCAAUGACCCAUGUACUGAUUACUCAAAUAAUCAGGCAGAACCCUCUCAACCCAAUCCUCAUUUGCACAAAACUUCUACAGUUUUUGAUCAUAAUAGCAGUCCAAAGCAAUAUGAGUUGGAUAGUGAUGCAUGUCAUCAGGAUUUAGCUGAACCAAAUGGUAGCUCCACAAAGGAAGAAAAGAGUAAUGUGGCUUCACUAGAGUGGCAACGGAUACAAAAAUUGAUGCAGAACAGUAUACCUGUUUGCAAGGGCCAUAAAGAACCUUGUAUUGCCCGGGUGGUAAAGAAACAAGGAUCUAAUUUUGGACGCAGAUUCUAUGUUUGUGCUCGUGCUGAGGGUCCUGCAUCUAAUCCCGAAGCAAAUUGUGGUUACUUUAAGUGGGCUACUUCCAAGUCUAUGAAUAAAUAAUGGGAGCAAAUGCCAUUUCAAUCAAAGGAUGAUUCAUUUGCCAGCCUCAUCCUAGUACCUUUGAUGAUGAAUAUGGAGCUGAAAUAUCAGUUUUGCAUGAUUAUGAAAAUUACUAACUUCUUUGAAGGAGCUGCCUCUCAUAAUCAUUUGUCCACACCCUUAUUACAAACAUCCUCAUAGCUUCCUGCUACCAUUGUGAAUUUUGUUUUUCAGUUAUAAUCAGCUGUUGCCACCAUGUAAGUAAAAUAGUAGUAGGCAUGUUUCUCCAUAGAGGAGACUAAUUAAAGGAUAGACUUAAACUAAUUGGAUAAAAAACUUGUUCUGUUGUCAAUGCUCCAUCUCAGCAUAUAACCUGGCUGGACCGUACCACGCUCUAACACCAAAUUGAG